Haemorhous mexicanus (house finch) is the source of this 3831-nucleotide messenger RNA. Its product is annotated as zinc finger protein 271-like. Lineage: Eukaryota; Metazoa; Chordata; Aves; Passeriformes; Fringillidae. The record is from RefSeq and is a predicted model, not a curated record. The transcript is spliced from 3 exons.
GAAGGAGGUGGGGACCAGACAGAGGAGUAUCGGGAGGAGGAGGAUGAGGAAGAGGAGGGACAAAGGCGGAUCAAGGCUGAGGAGCCGGAACCACGCGCUCGAGCCCUGCCUGAAUUCGCAGCCCCCACCUGUGGGAUCAUCGCCCCCCCCAUCGCGCAGAGCAGGAGCCGAGCAUGGAGAGCAGGGAGGACAAAUCCCCGGGGCAGAACCUGGUGGCAGAGGCCGCUUUGAGCGGCUCCACGGCGCAGGAAGCCAACGGGGAGGAAAAGCCCCGGAGAUGCCGCACGAGGAGGGGCUGCAAACGCAGAUCACAGGGAUCUGAGGGGGAAAGAGCCAGCCUGGGCCGGGAAGGCGGCCGGAGACGGAGCCAGAGCUCGGAGCUGGUGCUGCAUGAGCAGGGCAGUGAUGGGGAGAAGCCCCACACGUGUGGGGAGUGUGGGAAGAGCUUCACAUGGAACUCCAGCCUGAUCAGGCACCAGAGGACCCACACUGGGGAAAAGCCCUACAAGUGCGCAGAAUGUUGGAUGUCCUUCUGUGACAGGUGCACCCUGAUUAACCACCAGAGGAUCCACACUGGGGAGAGACCCUUCGAGUGUGGGCAGUGUGGGAAGAGCUUCAGCCAGCGCUCCAACUUGUUCAAGCACCAGAGGAUCCACACUGGGGAACGGCCCUACGAGUGUGGGGAGUGUGGGAAGAGCUUCAGCUGGCAUUCACACCUGAUCAGGCACCAGAGGAUCCACAGUCAGGAGAGGCCCUGCAAAUAUCAGAAGUGUCGGAAGAGCUUCAGCGACCGGUUCAGCCUGAUCAAGCACCGGAGGACACACACCGGGGAAAGACCCUUCGAGUGUGGGGAGUGUGGGAAGAGCUUCAGCCACCAUUCAUACCUGAUCAGGCACCAGAGGACCCACACGGGGGAGAGGCCCUACGAGUGUUCCGAGUGUGGGAAGAGGUUUAAGACCAGCUCCAAUCUUUACCAGCACUAUCGGACUCACACAGAGGAGAGACCCUUCCAGUGCCCUGAGUGUGGGAAGGGAUUCAAGGAGAACUCCAAACUCAUCGUCCACCGGAGCAUCCACACUGGAGAGAGGCCCUACGAGUGUGGGGAGUGUGGGAAGAGCUUCAGCCAGCAUUCACGCCUGAUCAGGCACCAGAGGACCCACACUGGGGAGAGGCCCUACGAGUGUUCCGAGUGUGGGAAGAGGUUUAAGACCAGCUCUGAUCUCUUGCGGCACUAUUGGACUCACACAGAGGAGAGACCCUUCCAGUGCCCUGAGUGUGGGAAGGGAUUCAAGGAGAACUCCAAACUCAUCACCCAUCGGCGCAUCCACACCGGGGAGAGGCCCUACGAUUGUGGGGAGUGUGGGAAAACGUUUCAGACCAGCUCCAAUCUCUUCCGGCACUACCAGAGUGACACAGAGGAGAGGCCCUUCCAAUGCCCCGAGUGUGGGAAGGGAUUCAAGAAGAACUCCAAACUCAUCACCCACCAGCGCAUACACACCAGGCAGAGGUCCUAUGAGUGUGAGGAGUGUGGGAAGAGCUUCAGGUGGAACUGCCACCUGAUCAGUCACCAGAGAAUCCACACUGGGGAGAGGCCCUUUGAGUGUGGGGAGUGUGGGAAGAGGUUUACAACCAGCUCGCAUCUCUUCCGGCACUUUUGGACUCACACAGAGGAGAGGCCCUUCCAAUGCUUCGAGUGUGGGAAAGGAUUCCAGUGCACCUCUGACCUCACCACCCACCAGCGCAUUCACACUGGGGAGAGGCCCUACGAGUGUGAUAAAUGCAGGAAGAGGUUUCAGACCAGCUCCAGUCUCCUCUUGCACUAUCGAACUCACACAGAGGAAAGGCCCUUCCGCUGCCCCGACUGUGGGAAGGGAUUCAAGUACAACUCUUCCCUCGUCAUCCACCGGCGCAUCCACACUGGGGAGAGGCCCUACGAGUGUCCCCAGUGUGGGAAGAGCUUCUCACAGAGCUCAGCGUUGACCAAACACCAACGCAGGCACCGUGAUGGGGAGAAGCCCCACACGUGUGGGGAGUGUGGGAAGAGCUUCAGGUGGAACUCCAAGCUCAUCGAGCAUCAGAUGAUCCACACUGGGGAACGGCCCUACGAGUGUGGGGAUUGUGGGAAGAGCUUCAGGUUGAGUUUCAGCCUGAUCAGGCACCGGAGGAUCCACACUGGGGAGAAGCCCUACGAGUGUGGGGAGUGUGGGAAGAGCUUCAGCCUGAGCUCCAGCCUGACCCUGCACCGGAGGUCCCACACUGGCGAACGGCCCUAUGAGUGUGGGGAGUGCGGGAAGAACUUCAGACUGAGCUCCCACCUGACCAGCCACCAGAGGAUCCACACUGGGGAGAGGCCAUAUGAGUGUGGAGAAUGUGGGAAAAGCUUCAGGUUGAGCUCCAGCCUGAUCAUGCACCAGAGGACCCACACUGGGGAGAGGCCCUACGAGUGUGGAGAAUGUGGGAAGAGCUUCAGGUUCAGCUCCAGCCUGAUCAAGCACCAGAGGAUCCACACUGGGGAGAGGCCCUACGAGUGUGGAGAAUGUGGGAAGAGCUUCAGGUUGAGGUCCAGCCUGAUGCAGCAUCAGAGGAUCCACACGGGAGAGAGGCCCUAUGAGUGUGGGGAGUGUGGGAAGAGCUUCAGCGACAGCUCCAGCCUUGUUGUGCACCAGAGGAUCCACACUGGAGAGAGGCCCUACGAGUGUGGGGAGUGUGGGAAGAGCUUCAGUUCCAGUUCCAGCCUUAUCAAGCACCAGAGGAUUCACACUGGGGAGAGGCCCUACGAGUGCUCCAAGUGUGGGAAGAGGUUUACGACCACCUCCAGUCUUGUCUUGCACUAUCAUACUCACACAGAGGAGAGGCCCUUCCAAUGCCCCGACUGUGGGAAGGGAUUCAUGAAAAACUCCGGCCUCAUCGUCCACCGGCGCAUCCACACGGGGGAGAGGCCCUACGAGUGUGAUAAAUGCAGGAAGAGGUUUCCGACCUGCUCCAGUCUCCGUAACCACUAUCAGACUCACACAGAGGAGAGGCCCUUCCGCUGCCCUGUGUGUGGGAAGGGAUUUAGGCAGAACACCUACCUCACCAUCCACCAGCGCAUCCACACCGGGGAGAGGCCCUACGAGUGUGAUAAAUGCAGGAAGAGGUUUCAGACCAGCUCCAGUCUCCUCAAGCACUAUCGGAUUCAUACAGGUGAGAGACCCUACCGCUGCCUCGACUGCGGGAAGGGAUUCACGAACAGCUCUUCCCUCGUCAUCCACCGGCGCAUGCACACUGGGGAGAGGCCCUAUGAGUGUCCCCAGUGUGGGAAGAGCUUCUCACAGAAUUCUAAUUUGAGGAAACACCAGCGCAGGCACCGGUAAGGGAAGCCCUGCGAGUGCCCCGAGUGCGGGAAGAGCUUCGUGAGCUGCUCCAGCUCCAUCCCCCACUGCAGGAACCACUUUGGGCACAGCCCUGGUCACCCACAUUCCCUGUGAUCCAUGCUGGGAACACUCCAGGCUGCUUCUCCUUUUGGUUUGGCCUUAAUUUCUUUCUCUUCUCAAUCUCUUUGCAGCUAAAAAGCUGAUAUGGAUACAUCUAUCACCUCAAAACCACUCAAACCCCAGUGAAAACAGCUCAGUCUUAUCCCAAAAGGACUUAGUCUCACACCAAAGGGGCUUUCUCCCAUCUCAAAAAAACGCUACCUCUUCACAAUGUCACUCGAUUCCACAGCCAGCAGGGACACAUGGGAUUGGGAGGAGAUUUUGAGAAGUGGGAUCCCAGUUUGGAGCGCUGGGAUGUGGACUGUGUGGGGCUGGGUGUGUGGAAUGUUCUUGAUAGCAAAUAAAACUCUGAGACUUA